Molecule: messenger RNA, 828 nt
Organism: Mauremys mutica (yellowpond turtle)
Lineage: Eukaryota; Metazoa; Chordata; Testudines; Geoemydidae
Gene: NENF
Product: neudesin neurotrophic factor
Exons: 4
Coding region: 51-560 (169 amino acids)
Cellular component (GO): membrane; endomembrane system
Source: RefSeq, a predicted model, not a curated record
UCGCAGGCCCUGGCCCCGCCCCGGAGCUGCCUGGCCGCCUGCGCUGCACCAUGGCCGGUGGGUCCGGGCGGCUGCUUGCCCUGGCGCUGGGCUGCCUGGCCGCCGUGGCCGCUCUGGCGGAGCAGCAGCAGCAGCAGCUGCGCUUCAAGCCGGCCCCGGCCCCCACCCCCGUGCGGCUCUUCACCGAGUCCGAGCUGGCCAGAUACAGCGGGCAGGAGGAGGGCCAGCCUAUUUACAUGGCCGUGAAGGGAGUAGUAUUUGAUGUCACGUCUGGAAAAGAAUUUUAUGGGAAAGGUGCCCCAUACAACGCCCUCGUUGGGAAGGACUCAACACGAGGAGUUGCAAAGAUGUCACUUGACCCGGAAGAUCUCACUCAUGACACAACAGGGCUCACGGAAGAAGAGCUAAAAUCCCUGGAUGAUAUCUUCAAUGAUGUGUACAAAGCCAAAUAUCCUAUUGUUGGCUACACUUCUCAAAGAAUUCUGAAUGAGGAUGGCAGCCCCAAUCAGAACUUCAAACCUGAGGAUCAGCCACUUUUCAGCAUUAGAGAUGAAUUUUGAUGAAGGAUUUAGCAUCCUGAAAAUCCUCAGAUGGACAUUGUAGAACACUGUAUGACUGGGAAACAUUGACUGUUUCUAAGGCAGAAGAACGCUUUCUAUGAAUUAUGUAUCUUUUGUAUUUUUGUUAUCCGUCCCCCCGCGCAACAAGGAUAAUGGCUGAUUACUAGUGUCGUGAAUUCCUUCAGGUAGUGAACCAAAUACAAUUUAAUCAGUGGCAGAUAUUUGUGGAUUGGAGGGAAUUAUUUCAAUAAAAUUCUCACUGCCAAUA